CAUGACUACCGGAAAGUGGCGUCGCGUUGCUGCACCUGCGCUCCAGCGCUCCUCGCACAGCCUCAACGUCGUGGGCGGCAAAGCCUACAUCUUUGGCGGCGAGCUCGAGUCCCGCACACCCGUCGACAACGCCAUGCACGUCGUCAACCUCGCCACGGGCGACUACGAGAAGAUCGAGGCGGACGGCGCGCCGCCCCUCCGCGUCGGUCACGCGGCCGCAGCCAUUGGCCGGAGCAUCUUCCUGUUCGGUGGACGCGGCGGUCCCGCCAUGGAGCCGCUGGAGGAGCAGGGCGCCGUGUACGAGUUCGACACGGCCGCCCGCUCGUGGCGCAAGCACACGCCGUCGGGCGCCUAUCCCUGCGCGCGCAGCUACCACUGCGCGGCGGGCACGCCGGACAAGAUCGUGGUCCACGCGGGCUGCGGCUCCGGCCCUCGCCUGUCCGACGCGUGGGCCUUCGUCCCCAGCGCUAGCGAAUGGACGCAGCUGCCCGACGCCCCCCGCGCCGGGCGCGGGGGCGCCACACUCUGCUCCGAAGGCGGGGCGCUGUGGCGCUUCGGCGGCUUCAACGGCGUGACCGAGCUCGGCGGGGCCAUCGACACCUUCUCCAAGGAUGCGUGGGCAUCGGCCCGCUUCGGCGAGGAGGUCGGCCUCUCGCGCGACGCUGCGGCCACUCUGCAGCAGAGCAAGGGCACCGGCCCCGGACCCCGCUCCGUCGCGGGCAUGCAUGCCGUCGGCGAGCGCCUUGUCGUCGUCAUGGGCGAGGGCAAGCCGUCCAUCACGGGCGGGCAUGAGGCGGCUGGCAACUUCUGGGACGACGUGUGGACGUACACGCCUUCCAGUGGGGAGUGGGCUGAGGUCGCGAUCGAGGGCGAGAAGCCCAACGCGCGAGGAUGGUUCGCGAGCGACAGCACCGCGGACGGCGUGGUGGUCCACGGCGGCCUCGACGACAGCAACACGCGUCUCUCGGACCUGUGGGUCCUCAGGCUUGAGUAGAUCAAGCUUGAGUAAGUACUUGCCCAUGACGGAAAAGGAGGCGUUGUACAUAGAAUGCAUAUUAUGAGCCCGAUUAUACUACGCCUGCGCGCUGACAUUCUGAACCUGCACCAGCUCAUAGUACUCGCCCUUGAGGGCCAUGAGCUCUGCGUGUGUGCCCUUUUCUACCACUGUGC
This is a messenger RNA of Cutaneotrichosporon oleaginosum, 1170 nucleotides long. RefSeq lists its product as uncharacterized. NCBI's taxonomy places the organism in Eukaryota, Fungi, Basidiomycota, Tremellomycetes, Trichosporonales, Trichosporonaceae. Gene Ontology annotation, molecular function: protein binding. The record is from RefSeq and is a predicted model, not a curated record.